AAUAUUCGGAUAAUUUUUUUAUAUCACAUCGAAACAACGAUGGGAAACUCUGCAUCUCGACAGAAAUUAAACGUGUGGGUAACCCUGGAGCGAGGCUCCUCCUUGGUGGACUCCAUCAAGCUCUCGUGCAAGGACUCCACCUGCUGCCUGAAGAGGAGGCGUACGGUCGCCUCCGUCAAGUUCCCCGUGGAAGGUUGGUCUUGCGUCGCAGGGAUUCAAGGCUGCCACGCCGAGGGUGAGCUGCGUGUGCCCUUGGCGAAGCUGUGCAAGAAAGACGGCAACGCGGCCGUCAGGGUGCAAUGCGCCUCGCUUGGGAAGCCAGUCUUCACCUCUUCCAUGCCGCUGGCCUGGCUGCAGGACAACAUCAGCGGCCUCCACUUCUCUCUCUUCAGAGACGACGGGCCCGCCUUCACCAGCCUCCGGUGCAACGGGAGGCGGUGUGGCGAGCCCAUCCGGGCGGUGAGCCCUGCACCGCGUGCGGCCACUGACGGGAUGGCCAGGACCAAUGAGGCUGAUGCAUGGGCAGCCUUUGAAGUGACGACCCAUGAUGACUGGUCCGUGGAGGUUGAUGAUUCAUGGGCAGCCCCAGACUUGGUGACCUCCGUUGCUAUGGUCGAGGCUGAUGAUUCAUGGGCAGCCUUUGAAGCAAUGACCCGUGGUGACUGGUCCGUGGAGGCUGAUGAUUCAUGGGCAGCCCCAGACUUGGUGACCUCUGCUGCUGUGGUCGAGGCUGAUGAUUCAUGGGCAGCCUUUGAAGCAAUGACCCGUGAUGACUGGUCCGUGGAGGCUGAUGAUCCAUGGGCACCCGCCGAAUUGGUGACCGCCAUCACCGAUGAGGCUGGUGUUCCAAUGGCACUCCUUGAAGUGACGACCCGUGAUGACUCGUCUGAUGAAGCUGAUGAUCCAUGGCCAGCCUUUGAAGCAAUGACCCGUGAUGACUCGUCUGAUGAGGGUGAUGUUCCAAUGGCACUCCUUGAAGUGACGACCCGUGAUGACUCGUCUGAUGAAGCUGAUGAUCCAUGGCCAGCCUUUGAAGCAAUGACCCGUAAUGACUCGUCUGAUGAGGGUGAUGUUCCAUUGGCACUCCUUGAAGUGACGACCCGUGAUGACUCGUCUGAUGAAGCUGAUGAUCCAUGGCCAGCCUUUGAAGCAAUGACCCGUAAUGACUCGUCUGAUGAGGGUGAUGUUCCAUUGGCACUCCUUGAAGUGACGACCCGUGAUGACUCGUCUGAUGAAGCUGAUGAUCCAUGGCCAGCCAUUGAAGAAAUGAACACCAGAAGGGGAGUCCUCCUGGGGAAUUCUAGGUCCUCCCAGUCGGGGACUUCUGGAGGCUUGGUGUAUUACGGGGUACACACCAUGCCCGGCAAUAGCACUUACAGGGUUAAGGACGGUCUCAAGCCCGACGCCAUCGCCAAGUUAGCAGACGACUUCAUAGCGACUCAACCUGGACCUCCGGCUUCGUCAGUGUCUUCCGUCGCUUCUCAGGACACCGAUAAACUUGAUCAACUCAUCAAACAAGUUUCCCUGCUCGUACGGCGGUCACCUCUUCAAAAGCAGCUCCAGGACCGCCACCGCUCUCGCUCCCCCACUCCUCACCGACGCCAACGCCGUUCCCGUUCGAGGAGCCCAGGACUCUGUUGGUACCACCGCAAGUUCGGCGACAAGGCUUCAAAGUGUACCACCCCGUGCACAUACAAGGCGUCAAACCUGCGCGACCAUUAG
Messenger RNA from Eriocheir sinensis (Chinese mitten crab), 1722 nucleotides. RefSeq lists its product as uncharacterized. The coding region runs from base 40 to 1722 and encodes 560 amino acids. The transcript is spliced from 4 exons. The record is from RefSeq and is a predicted model, not a curated record. NCBI's taxonomy places the organism in Eukaryota, Metazoa, Arthropoda, Malacostraca, Decapoda, Varunidae.